AUUAAAGAGGGAGGUUGUUGAUGUGGUAUGUUGAGUAUCGAUGGAUUUGAUAUAAUAUAUUAAAAAUACGUGUAAUUUAUAUUAUACAAAUAUGUUCACUUUUAAAAUUGAUAUACUUGUCACAUUCCUAAUAUAUUUAACAUAUAGUUUCCAAUACAUAAACGCUUCUACACAAAAGUAUGUAACCUGCGGGUCAGUCUUAAAAUUAUUAAACACAGAUUAUAGAGUUAGGUUGCAUUCUCACGAUGUUAAAUAUGGUACUGGUAGUGGCCAGCAAUCAGUUACUGCCACUGAACUACAAGAAGACAUCAACAGCCACUGGUUAAUAAAACCAGGCAGUGGUAAGACCAUUGAAAGGGGGCAACCGAUCAAAUGCGGAUCAUCUAUUAGAUUAGAACACGUAGAAACCAAGAAAAAUUUACAUUCCCAUCAUUUUCAAAGCCCUUUGAGUGGUAAUCAAGAAAUUAGCUGUUAUGGUGAUAAUGGAGAAGGAGAUUCUGGAGAUAAUUGGGCAGUGAUAUGCUCAGGUGAUAGCUGGCUUAGAGAUGACAGUGUGAUGUUCAAACAUACAGACACUGAUAUGUACCUAUCAAUAUCAGGUAGAACAUUUGGUAGACCCAUCAAUGGACAAAUGGAAGUUAUUGGAAUACGAUCUUCCACAGGUUCUGUACACUGGCAAGCAUCUGAAGGUGUAUUUUUACAUGCUCCUGAUUUAGCUGCUAGACAUACACAUUCUGCACACACAGAAUUAUGAAUAUCUAAACCAAAAAUUUAGAGACUUAGAGAUGUUUGUACAUUUUUUUAAUUUAUUUUCAAUUUGUUAAUAGGGUGAAAAUGUUUGUAAUAAAUGCGUGAUUUACAA
Molecule: messenger RNA, 862 nt
Organism: Psylliodes chrysocephalus
Lineage: Eukaryota; Metazoa; Arthropoda; Insecta; Coleoptera; Chrysomelidae
Source: the annotation of a GenBank genome assembly